ACCAACCACCACCCUUCUUCCCCUGCUCCGUCUUCUAGAAGCAAGUUCAAACAAAUGGCGUCCUCGUCGCGUUCCGCCUCCUCCGCUGCCCAACCCUCGCGACCGCCACGCCUCGCCUCCGCCUCUCCCACGGCCGCGCGCGACCUCAGGUUCGAUGCCCUCCGCCUCAUCCACACGCGCCUCACGUGCCUCGUCGACCGCCGCGCCAUGGCCCGAGUCUGCCACUCGUGGCGCGUCGCCGUCAAGCCGCAGGUGCCUCAGCCGGAGGAGGUCCCGCUCCCGUACAUCCUCCUCCCGGGAGAUGGAGGUCCUUCCUUCUCAUGCGCUCUCCGCGGCUGCGCCACCCACCGCUUCAGCGUCCCGCCCUUCGCGCGCGACGCCCGCUUCUUCGGCGCCUACCCCGGCGGCUGGCUCUUCCUCGCCGUCGGCCACACUGACGGGAACGCGAUCCUCAACCUCCGCACCGGCCGGCACUUCGUCCUCCCCGAGAAAGUUCGCCUGGAAGAUCGGCCGACGGAGGAGGACAUGGUCAUGGUCGCGGCGACACUCUCUUCGCCACCGGAGAACGAACACUGCAUCGGCGCCGGCAUCCUCUGCUGCUUGCCCAAUGUCAUCGAUGCAAACAUUUAUGCAUUCUGGCGCGUCGGUGCGGAUGCGGGUGCGCUUGCGGCGGUGCCGGUGGUGGCGAAUGGUGACGACGUCAGCAACACUUGGUCGAUGUCAAAUCUGCAGGAUGUCAUACACCACAAUAAUGCCUUCUACUUCCUCACCAGAGAAGAAAGCCUCCUUGUGUUUCCAGUAUCUGAGUUCGCCGAAGUGGACGGCGGCGAGCUGGCGAUACCAAUCUUCGAGGAUCUCCUCUUCCCUCAUUAUUGUGGGUUCGGCCGUUACGACACGAACGACGUUGUUGUUCGCUACCUGGUGGAGUCUCACCGGCGUCUCCUCAUGGUGGUUAGGCUCGCUCCUGGUCCUCUCCCCAUGCCGUCGCCGACGUCGGCGUUCAGGGUGUUCGAGAUGGUGAAACGACAGACGAUCCCCACCAACAACGAGGAGACCGAGUACGGCUGGAAGGAGCUGGAUUCCUUGGAUGGCCGUAUGCUGUUCGUCGCCCGAGGCUGCUCCAGAUCCUACGAAGUGGCCAGGUAUCCGGGGUUCAAGGAGGGCGUCUACUUCCUGGACGACGGGAGACUCUACGAUGAGUUGACAAAGUUCACGGAUGAUGCGGAGCGGCGCUACCCCUGCAGAGACAGCCGCAAGUGGCUGGCAUCGCUGGAGGCGGUUCCCCGCGUGGACAACUUCUUGCCGGAGCAAGGCCCAUCGGACUACUCACCGCCGGCUUGGCUUCUCCCCUGAGAGUUCCCGAGUUGGUACAGGUAUGCUUGCUGCCGAUCUGGCUGAGAUGUGCUUAGCUUACAGCUGAUGUACUUUUGCUGCGAUGGAUGAUGUAGUCUUGAUGAUCAGCCAGUAGUUUGUUGUUUCAGUCGAGAUCUGAUGCGAUAACCAAUCAGUUGUCAGUAUAAUCCUCCUUCAGUUGUCAAUAGACUUACAUGAAUGCAAUUGCAAUGUUUUAAGACACAAUGCAAUUGAAAUGUGAUAUACUAUAUGAUGAUUUGCAUGAAUGCAGUAGCGAU
Messenger RNA from Oryza brachyantha (malo sina), 1631 nucleotides. RefSeq lists its product as uncharacterized. The transcript has a single exon. The record is from RefSeq and is a predicted model, not a curated record. The coding region runs from base 55 to 1353 and encodes 432 amino acids. NCBI's taxonomy places the organism in Eukaryota, Viridiplantae, Streptophyta, Magnoliopsida, Poales, Poaceae.